This is a messenger RNA of Lachancea sp. 'fantastica', 2337 nucleotides long. The record is from the annotation of a GenBank genome assembly. NCBI's taxonomy places the organism in Eukaryota, Fungi, Ascomycota, Saccharomycetes, Saccharomycetales, Saccharomycetaceae.
AUGCGGAUUAACGUAUUCUUAUGGGCCCUGAUCCAAACGGUGUUUCUGGCGUCAGUCAGAGCUUCCAACAACUCAAACACAACCAAACUCAUAGGAACAUCCUCAUUGCUAACAUGCAUGGAAAACUCGCAAUUCACAGCGUCUUUUUUUGAGGUGCAGUACCUGGCUCAUAACAAGACAGUGGUGUUCAACAUUGAUGCAACCACAACAAUACAGGAUAACAUCACUGCACAAGUUGAAGUUAUCGUAUAUGGGCUCAACGUUAUGGAGACGAAGGUGGAUCUGUGCAAACUGGGCCAAAAAGCCCUAUGCCCUUUGCAAGCAGGCCGAAUUGACGUGAACUCCUAUCAGCAAUUAAAUACAGAUCUGGUAAAUCAACUGCCAGCGGUGACCUACACGAUUCCAGAUUUGGAUGCGCAGGUCCGUGUCGUGGUAUAUUCUACCAGCGAUACCAAACAGGACAAACCAUUAGCCUGUGUAGUGGCACCUCUGACGAAUGGGAUCACCGUGCAAACAAAAUACGCUUCAUGGCCGAUCGCUGCCAUAUCAGGUGUUGGUGUGUUAACGUCUGGUUUCGUUUCUGUACUGGGCCACUCCACAACAGCCGCUCAUAUUGCGUCCAAUUCUAUUUCUCUUUUCAUCUAUUUCCAAAAUUUGGCCAUUACUUCGAUGAUGGGGGUGUCCAGAGUACCCCCAAUCGCAGCAGCCUGGUCACAGAACUUUCAGUGGUCGAUGGGUAUCAUCAACGUGCGUUUCAUGCAGGAUAUUUUCAACUGGUACGUCCAGGCCACAGGUGGUGACUCCACAGUUGUCGUAGCCAAUAAGGACGUUUUGUCCAUCUCUGUUCAAAAGAAGAGAUUGAAAAGAGCUGUGGCAGAAGGCGCUAAGAAACUUUACAAGCGAAUCUCUGUUGCCACCAGUGAUAGUUUUGACGUGGGUGCCUUCAUGAACCAGUCGAACCUUUACACUACAAACGAGAGGAACUCAACUAAUUACGCGUCGAAGACUCUUGUGCUACACGGUAUUCAACGUGUCGCCUUCAAAGCGAGAAUUGAGCUGUCCAAUCUCUUCUUGACAGGUGUCGUUUUUACCUUCUUUUUCGUUUUUGUUGUUGUGAUUGCCCUUAUGUUUUUCAAGGCUAUCGUUGAGUUGCUCACCAGGUUCCGUGUCAUGGCCGAAUCCUCUAAGUUCUUCGAGUACCGUAAGAGCUGGAGCAACAUUAUCAAAGGUACGCUGUUCAGACUUUGUAUUAUCGCGUUCCCUCAAUUGUCAAUUUUGAGUAUUUGGGAAUUUACCCAACGCGAUUCUCCAGCUGUUGUCGUGGAUGCCGUUGCUGUUUUCCUCAUAGUUACCUUUGUGCUACUUUACGGUAUCGUCAAGGUGAUUUUGAGAGGUCGUGAGUCGAAUCGUCUCUACAAGACUCCUGCCUACAUGCUUUACGGUGAUGCCAACUUCUUGAACAGGUACGGUUUCCUAUAUGUCCAAUUCAAAGCUGACAUGUAUUGGUGGCUGAUUCCCUUCAUGGCUUACGCUCUCUUGAGAUCUAUCUUCGUCGCUGUCCUACAAGACAUGGGCCGUGCACAGGCGGUGGUGAUUUUUGCCACUGAGCUGAUUUAUUUUGUGGCAAUUUGCUGGAAAAGGCCGUACAUGGAUAAACGUACCAAUGCGUUCAACAUAGUGAUCCACCUGGUGAAUUUCCUCAACUCCAUUUUCUUUUUGUUCUUCUCCAACAUCUUCAAACAGCCACAGGUAGUAUCAUCGGUCAUGGCCGUUGUGCUGUUUGUCUUAAACGCGGUAUUUGCUUUAUUCCUUCUCAUCUUUACCAUUGUGACUUGCGCACUUGCUCUGGUCCACAGAAACCCAGACUCUCGCUACCAACCGAUGAAAGACGACCGGGUGUCGUUCAUUCCCAAGAUACAGACAAAUGGCGCUGCCUCAAAGUCAGAGGCCGAACUGUUUGAGCUUGGAAAAGCGGCUAUGAUCACCAACGAGGCAACCAAAUAUCCUUCUAGCGGCGACAGUUCUUCUAGAAACAAAAGUUCGCGAAAACUGCUGUUUGACGACGAAGUCGAUGAAAGCUCGCAGUUCGAGGACCACUCAAGCUCUAGAGAGAAACGCGCUUACAGCGGCGAAGCACAGGCUUUGCAGCCCACUUCUGCGGUGCUGGGAACAAGCACAUUCGGCACCAACCCUUACCAGAAAGUGCCCACUGCUCCUGCUGGGCGCAGUGCUCAGAAUUUGCGUGCUCCUGAAACCUCUUUCAACAACAACACGGGUUAUCAAGGAUACGUAGCAGAUGCGUCCAAUCCCUAUUCCAACGGCAGAUCGUAUCUAUAA